This is a messenger RNA of Zygotorulaspora mrakii, 1593 nucleotides long. RefSeq names its product Apm2p (gene APM2). Gene Ontology annotation, cellular component: AP-2 adaptor complex; cytoplasmic vesicle. Lineage: Eukaryota; Fungi; Ascomycota; Saccharomycetes; Saccharomycetales; Saccharomycetaceae. The transcript has a single exon. Gene Ontology annotation, biological process: clathrin-dependent endocytosis; intracellular protein transport. Gene Ontology annotation, molecular function: clathrin-cargo adaptor activity. The record is from RefSeq and is a predicted model, not a curated record. The coding region runs from base 1 to 1593 and encodes 530 amino acids.
AUGUCUUCAUGCAUAUACAUACUUGAUGAAAAUCUGGAGCCCCUAAUAUCGAAGAAUAUAAAGUCAAUACCGAACCUUCGGUAUAUCGCCCAAUUGUUCAAGAGAGUAUAUGAACCGGCUUCACCACCAAUUACUACGUCGUUGAACUGGCACUUCAUAAGAAUCAAGAGGGAUUCACUGAUAUUUCUCUCGGCUGUUCACACGAGCGACUAUGACUGUGAUAUAAUGUGUGUCAUUUCAUUCUUGGAUCAGUUCCACUUGCUCCUCAAAAAGUUCCUAGAAACACCAGUACUUGAUAGAAAUAUGAUUCUAGAUAAUGUUUUAUUGAUAAUGGAACUCUUUGAGGAAACCAUAGAUUUUGGUAUCGUCCAAUCAACUGAAUCUAGUAUACUGAAGGAUUAUGUGAGAAUCAAGAUCAACAUGCCUGAUUCCACUAUUAUAAAUCAAUUGAGAGAUGCCAGUGCUAAAGACAGUGAAGAAAGCGACAAUGAAGCUAAGAAGAAAUCUAAGAGGGUUAGUGGUAUGCCGGAUUUAUACAAAUAUCUACAAAUAUCGAAAAGUACCAACGAAAAAAAAACGAGUACGAAAGAUACUUUCGACGAGGAAGGUGUUGAUACAUACAAUAGCUUUAUUGCUAAUACAACAGUGAUGCCAAUUUCUUGGAGAACAAAAGGUAUACAUUAUGGUAAAAAUGAGUUCUUUCUUGAUGUGAUAGAACGGGUCCAGUAUUUCAUGGAUUUCGAGCAAGGUAUUAUCCGAACAAAUUUGAUUCAUGGUCAAAUAUUUUGCAAAUCUUAUCUGUCAGGAAUGCCAAAGCUAAAAAUUGCAAUAAACAAAUUGUUGAAAAGAGAUGCUCAAUUCAUAUCAAAUUCCAAGUUUCAUCAAUGUGUUUCACUGGAAUCAUUGAAUGAAAAGGAGAUUCAAUUUAUUCCACCCGAUGGAGACUUUGUUCUUUGUAAGUAUGAACUGAAGAGACAUGUAAAUGACCCACCCAUGCUUAAAUUAAGCUCAUAUGAAGUCAAAGCCAAAAUCAAAAAAUACAAAGUACAAAUAUUAGUGACUAUUGAAACUCAUUUCAAGGGCCAAAAUUCCACUUCAGGUUUAAGCGUUAAAGUUCCAUUAUCACAAAUAUUUAAAGACUAUGAAAUAGACCUGCGCAAGCCAGCAAGGUUCAAAAGCAGUACAGGGAAUGUUCUUUUCAACUUGAGUGAAGAUUUUUUGCUUUGGGAAGUUGGAGCCAUGAAAGGUGGGCACGGCGAGACCAAACUAUCAAUGACUGCAGAAUUUGCUUUAUUCAACAAAGAAGAGUAUGAAAAAGAGGUGGAGGAACUAAGAAACUCAAUGAAUCCACCUCCAAUAAGAGAAGGGCCCAAAUUAGAAGAGCUUUACAAACAAAUUCACGAAGAUGAUGUCUCGAAAACCAUCAGCCUUGCUUCGAACCUGGUAACUAUGAGAUUCGAGGUGCCUUAUUGUACUUGUAGUGGACUGAAGGUCGAGUAUCUCAAAAUAGAAGAGGAGCAAUUGCAAUAUCAGUCUUUUCCUUGGGUUCGAUAUAAAACUGUGAGUGAUGAAGAAUAUGCAUAUUUGGUUUAA